UAUGUAUAUAAACACGACGAUUUCGGAGAGCGCACGUAGACUGGGGGCGGGGGUGCUGGGUGGAAAGCCCGGAUGAAGCCUUCGCUCUCCGUCGCGGCUCUCCGUCCACAAGGCAGCGCAGGAGCGGGGAGGGAGCAGGCUGCUUGGCAAGGGGGCGAUCUGCUGGUGCUUCUCCGCUUUUGACAAUUCAACAAAUGGGAGCCCCCAUCCGCCCGCUGUACGGAGUGAUGGGAUUGACUGCCAGAAAGAACGACUCGGGAGGAUUUGCAGGGGCAAUUUUUCCUCUAAGCGAUUGAAUCUGUUUUUCGCCCACGAUUGUAAAUGGUGGGCGCCGCUGCCGAUGCUGGAACCGCUUUUUAAACUGGGGAAUCGUCAAACGGAAAUCCAGCUUUAGCUGACAAAGACACGUUUGCAGAGGCAGUUUCAGACCAGGCGAAGCGGAAUCGGUGUUCGGUCGGUAAAGUGAUUCGUCCGUUGCGCAUCGAUUAACUGAAGCAAGUUUGCGGGAGACUGGGAAUAUACGUUCCUUCUCUACUGGUGGCUGGUUCCGACAAAAAUACAUACGAUCUAAUACCUUUGCAGGUUACAGUAAAUGAAGUAAAAAUAAUAUUAUUCAGCGCAACUUGUUCAUUAUUUUAAGUGAGAACAUCCGUAUGGUUAUCAGGUCUUGGUUGAAUCUUCAUAGGGUCUUGAUUGCCAUAUUCCUUAUAAAUAGUGCUUUAAUUAAAUAAAACUUCUUACCUUCACUCAUACGUAUUGUGGGUUGUGUCUUGCUAAUUAGCGGGUUUAUACAGUAUAACAUUAUUGCAGUUGGGAAAGAAGUAUGCGUUACUUCCCGCAAACAUGUAACAAUUUUGUUUGAAAUAAGUUUCGCAAAAAGAAAAUUCCGUUAUAUAAAAUGGCGCAGAAAUAAUGUUUAUAGGUACCGAUCGUGUAUGUUAUGGAGCUUCAGAUGGAUGUAUUUUGGUGGAGGUGGGAGAAUAACUCGUAUCCGUGAAGUGUGGUGCGGAAUCGCCUACCUAACAGCAGCCUCUCUCUUCGGAUCAGCAGGUCGGCAGAGAAAGAGUUUCGCUUGUACGCUCAGGCGGAUGAACAACUCGGCUGUACUUUUUCUUAUAGUAGUGCAAUUCAGUAAUGGCCAGGUUCCGUAAGAAAGCCUGCGUGGCUCUUUUUCUGUUUACGCUGUUUAUUUUCGGCACUAUGAUGGGUCUGAGAACGCUGAAGCCCAGCGACGGCUUCUCUGACUUGGCCCCGGGGCUGGAUCUCAUGCCGAUGGUCGGCGAUAGGAUGGAGCGGCGCUCGGCGUCCAAGGACGUGGUAGUCUCGCCGGGUCAGUCUGCAAGCAAUACUAAAGUCGUCCUCCGCAAUGCCGACGAGGAGAGGAGCAUAUUCUACGACGUUCACAUAUUUUACUACGUGUGGUAUGGAAACCCUCAGAUCGAUGGGAAAUACAUCCACUGGGACCACGUUCUUGUGCCACACUGGGACCCUAAGAUUGCGGCCAGUUAUCCGAAAGGACGUCACACGCCUCCGGAGGACAUCGGCUCCAGUUUCUACCCAGAACUGGGACCUUACAGCUCUAGGGACCCGGCCGUACUGGAGUCGCACAUGAAGCAGCUGGGAGCUGCGGCAGCAGGGGUUCUGGUGCUGUCCUGGUACCCGCCAGGGCUAGCAGACGACAACGGGGAGCCGAUGGAGGACCUGGUACCUGCUAUUAUGGACGCGGCUCACAGACACAGCAUUAAGGUGGCCUUCCACAUCCAGCCUUACAAAGGACGGACGGACCACACCGUCCACGAGAAUGUCAAGUACAUCAUCGACAAGUAUGGGAAUCAUGGGGCCUUCUACCGAUUCAAGACCAGCACAGGCAAGAUCCUGCCCAUGUUCUACAUCUACGACUCGUACCUGACGCCGCCAGAGUCCUGGGCCAACUUGCUGAAUCCCUCGGGCUCACACAGCCUGAGGGGCGGGGCCUACGACGGGGUCUUCAUUGGGCUUUUGGUGGAGGAGCGCCAUAAGCAUGACAUCCUGGCCAGCGGCUUCGACGGCAUGUACACCUACUUCGCCUCCAACGGCUUCUCCUUUGGCUCGUCUCACCAGAACUGGAAGGCAGCAAAGGCCUUCUGUGACAGCAACAACCUGCUGUUUGUGCCCAGCGCCGGGCCAGGCUACAUCGACACCAGCGUGCGGCCAUGGAACAACCACAACACUCGCAACCGCGUCAAUGGGCGCUACUACGAGACGGCCCUGCAGGCGGCGCUUUCCGUGCGGCCCGAGAUCGUCACCAUCACCUCCUUCAACGAGUGGCACGAGGGCACACAGAUCGAGCGGGCUGUGCCCAAAAAGACGGUCUCUCGCCACUACCUGGACUACCAGCCCCACAGACCCGACCUUUACUUAGAGGUCACCCGCAAAUGGGCCGAGGAGUUCAACAAAGAGAAGGAGCAGUGGCUCAUGUGAGGGUUGCCCGACUGAUGCACACGUCACUGAUAACCUCCGCCCACCUGGGCCUGGGUGUUCCUUCGAAACAUGCUGAUGUUCAGACUUCAGAUCUCAAAGUCCUUUUUGACGGACGUCAAUUCACACGACUUGCUGGGAGGUCGUUGGCGACUUCCAGGAAGACUUCCUACUUGCAGCAGAUUAUUCAGACAUCCUUCAUCUGUAAAACAUGCCAAGUCUGGGACUCAGCAGCUUCUGCUUACCCAGCCUUUUCAUAAUAAGUCAGAAGGUUUCAGACUAGAGCCUGAUCUUCUGGACCACACCUUGCACCCUCUGCCCUGCCAGAACCUUCCCUGGUUCCCUCCCUCCAGCUUCUGAAGCAGCAGCUAUACACAGAGAAACCGCUCUGUCUUGGUGAGCACCCACGCCCCCCCCCCCCCCCCCCAAUGGGGGUGGGGACCCACGUGACUAACAAUACUCCAUCCUGCCACCCUGCCUCUCAUUCAAUCCCAGAGAGUGAAACUGCAGAACAACAUACCCCCCUCAGCUACUCCUGCCCCCCCCGCAUCAAAUGAAGUCUCUCUCCUGAUACUUAUGGAGACACUUCACCUCCCUUCAACUACAUCAGCUAUGCUGCUCUGGGAGCAACAGCUGGAGCGAGGAUACUUACAUCUGUCAUCGAGCCGGAAUCACACACGGCCGUGACCCUCCGUGAUCAGUAUCUGUAGAAACCUCCCACGUAAUCUCUACCACUGACCCUAUAAGUGAUUCAUUUGAUUGCACAACAAUCCCUGGAAUCAGUCUGCACGGCCUGAAAUGUGCAGCGUUCCUUUAUAUGCUCCUGCAGGUAACAAGCCACUUCCAGAAGGCCAGAUCACCCAGUCAGUCUUCUUCAGAGCAAUGAACUUCUAUUUUUUUUUUCCUCCUUCCAAGCAGAGACCUUAACAUUCACCUUCAGGUUAAUUGUCAAGCAGAUGCUUUUGUCAGAAAGUCAAGUACAAGUGAGCAAAGUCUGGGGUCAGUAAGCAGGGUCAGCCAACAUCCCUGGGCAGUUGGGGUUAAGGUUCCCGCCCAAGGGCCCAGCGGUGAUCUGAUGACACUGCUGGCCCUGACUUUUCAAACACGGACGUGGAUCCUGGACUUGCUGAGCUACACCCCAGCCGUUUGGGAAUGACAGCCAGAGAAACAUGAAGCACGUCCUAAUUCAGCCAGUCCCUGUCAGUCGCUGCUGAACAGACGGACCAGGAAAAAAAGCAACAACAAACUCAUUCACAUUUAAAUUUAGGCUUUUUUUUAGGUUUGAGUAAUAAAAAAAAAAAACAAAAAACAAAAAAGACCCAGAUCUUCAAGGAUGGGAGAGUAAUGCAGAGGAUAGCUUUGGGGCGUUUGGGAAAGGUGUUGGGAACAUGCUGAACACGCCGUCUUUGCUUGACCACGGCCGGAUGGAGAGGAUCAUUUUUCUGCUGGGUCACCUUUUCCAGAGGUGCAGGAGGCCCCAGCAGGAGUGAUACAAGCUUUUGUCCGCAGUCCGCCACUCGUUCAGGGAGUCUCUGCCCUCAGCGGUGUGCCUGGGUCCACCGCUGGCUGCGAAACCUGCUACGGUCAUCAUCCCAUGAGACUCAGGAGACGGUGAGGUGCGGUGAUGUGGUGGGACAGAGGUGCCCGGGAAUCACAAUCCAUUACAAAAACAUCAAACAAAAAAAAAAGAAUAAUUUAUUAAAGACAGUUUGAUUUACAUCAGCCCAACCCAAAAUAAUUAAAACAGGCCACUGAGCUCCCCUGGUGAUUCUGCUUAACGGGACGUUCAUAAUAUCAACGUCAGCUGAAACCAGCCAAUCAGUGACACGCUCACUUGACAUCACACCUGAUCAAUGAGCUGCCAACUUACUCCCUGCAUUUCCUGUCAGCUGGAAAAGCAAGUGGGUGGGGGUGUGGCAAAAACCAUUAUGAAAGGAUACAAAACAGCUAUAGAUCAGGUACAGUGGAAUCGUCAAUACAAAGAUUUUUAUACCUCAAGUUUUGAGCAUCACCCAACUCAGAGAUUGGUGACCACUAGUCUCUGACUGAUGCCACUAGAAAUUAGUCGAAACCGUUUGCCCCACCUGACACAGGACCGCACGCACCUUUUUGAGUCAGCCCUGAUGUAACAGCUCCCCCUUAACCCCACCCAUUUUCAAAGCCACACCCCCAGUUCCACAUCACAGUGGAAGCAAAUGUCUGUUCAGUCACCCCUGUCCCAAUCCUUGUUCCACCUGAUCAGUCCGUAUCUCUCCUCCAGGAGGGUGACAGUGGGGAAGGCGGCACUGCAAAAGAGGGUGGGGAGGCAAAUUUUAAAGUUUACACUAUGACACAGUCCAAGCAGCAAGAAUGAGGCUUUACGACACAGUAAACCCUACUACAUUAUUUUUACCCAGGUGACCAGAUUAGUUACCCAUGGAUUAGGUACUAGGACUGCAUAUAAAUGUGGCACAUCCACAUAUUAAUGUCAAACGUUGCUGUCAUCAGUGUGCACCAGAACGAAAGCAGUGAUGCCUCGCGCAGCCUGGGGGCACAGACAUGGCCUCUUCCACUGACACGAGUGCAGAAAGCAGACAGGCGAGCAGAGUGCCUAGCAGCCCUUGGAGAGACUGCAGCUGCAGGCGGAGGAGGACCGGGGCCUCCUCAGAGACAAAGCAGUGCAUCGGGGGCUUGCAGGAAUACCCACCAGCCCUGUCGUAUGAUGCUGUAUCUGCCUGUAGCGGACAGGUCAACCACGGUCGACCCCAGACGUGACUGUGGAGUCUGGUCCCCAAUGGGGCCUCCGUCGACCACCAGGGCCAGCCUGGACCACAGCUCCUGAAACUCCUGCAGAGAGAAUGAGAUCGUGAACAAAACGCUCCUCGGGAAGUUCUGCGAAAUUCCCCGAAAUCCCACCUGGAAUAAGGCUGAAUACAUCGGGGGUAUAGAUUUACGCGAGGUGACAGAGCAACAUCACUAAAAGGGUCUGUCCUUUCGGGAGAGGGACAUGGCCGCCCAGCCUUCAGACUCUAAUCACACCAGUGUUUGGGUGGCUCAUUAGCUCCCAGAAAGAAUGGAAACUGAACUUGAGGUCACCACAGAGCAUGGGAUAUGGCGCGGUGCGAACAAAACCGGGCCUGUAUUGGAGUGCUUAAGCCUUAGUAACAUUCAAACGAAUUCCCGGGUGACAGCGGGGCUGCUGAAAACCCUGGUGACACAGAUGCCGCCCCAGGGUUAUAAGACGCUUCAUAGCUAUUCUUAAAAUUGGCAGAAUGUUUUUAUUAGUGUUUCCAUGACGAGUGAGAGUCACGCAAGUGAUGUAAAUAAUGAAUUUCCUUAAAUAAAAUUGCUCUUCCACUGUU
Molecule: messenger RNA, 5798 nt
Organism: Brienomyrus brachyistius
Lineage: Eukaryota; Metazoa; Chordata; Actinopteri; Osteoglossiformes; Mormyridae
Gene: maneal
Product: mannosidase endo-alpha like
Exons: 4
Coding region: 1135-2460 (441 amino acids)
Cellular component (GO): Golgi apparatus
Molecular function (GO): alpha-mannosidase activity
Source: RefSeq, a predicted model, not a curated record